This is a messenger RNA of Talpa occidentalis (Iberian mole), 2066 nucleotides long. It is a transcript of the gene PAH, whose product is annotated as phenylalanine hydroxylase. The record is from RefSeq and is a predicted model, not a curated record. Lineage: Eukaryota; Metazoa; Chordata; Mammalia; Eulipotyphla; Talpidae. Gene Ontology annotation, molecular function: iron ion binding; phenylalanine 4-monooxygenase activity. Gene Ontology annotation, biological process: L-phenylalanine catabolic process; L-tyrosine biosynthetic process.
AUGGUAGGUACUGAAAAGGAGACAAGCUACAUCGAAGACAACUCCAAUCAAAAUGGUGCUGUAUCCUUGAUCUUUUCUCUCAAAGAAGAAGUUGGUGCCCUGGCCAAAGUCUUGCGCUUAUUUGAGGAGAAUGAUAUCAACCUGACCCAUAUUGAAUCCAGACCUUCCCGCUUAAAGAAAGAUGAAUAUGAAUUUUUCACCUACCUGGAUAAACGCAGCUUGCCCACCCUGACAAACAUCAUCAAGAUCUUGAGGCAUGAAAUUGGUGCCACGGUCCAUGAGCUUUCCCGAGAUAAGCAAAAAGACACAGUGCCCUGGUUCCCGAGAUCCAUCCAAGAACUGGACAGAUUUGCCAAUCAGAUCCUCAGCUAUGGAGCAGAACUGGAUGCUGACCACCCUGGUUUUACAGAUCCUGUAUACCGUGCCAGACGGAAGCAGUUUGCUGACAUUGCCUACAACUACCGACAUGGACAGCCCAUCCCACGGGUGGAAUAUACGGAGGAAGAGAAGAAGACCUGGGGCACGGUGUUCAGGACCCUGAAGUCCUUGUACAAAACCCAUGCUUGCUAUGAACAUAAUCACAUUUUCCCACUUCUGGAAAAGUACUGUGGCUUCCGUGAGGACAACAUUCCCCAGCUGGAAGAGGUUUCCCAGUUUCUGCAGUCUUGCACUGGUUUCCGCCUCCGACCUGUCGCUGGGCUUCUUUCCUCUCGGGACUUCUUGGGUGGCCUGGCCUUCCGAGUCUUCCACAGCACCCAGUACAUCAGACAUGGGUCCAAGCCCAUGUAUACACCCGAACCUGACAUCUGCCACGAGCUGUUGGGACACGUGCCCUUGUUUUCAGAUCGCAGCUUUGCCCAGUUUUCCCAGGAAAUUGGCCUCGCCUCGCUCGGUGCACCUGAUGAUUAUGUUGAGAAACUCGCCACAAUUUACUGGUUUACUGUGGAGUUUGGGCUCUGCAAACAAGGAGACUCCAUAAAGGCAUAUGGUGCUGGGCUCCUGUCAUCCUUUGGUGAAUUACAGUACUGCUUGUCUGACAAACCGAAGCUCCUGCCCCUGGACCUGGAGAAGACCGCUGUCCAGGAUUAUACCGUCACAGAGUUCCAGCCUCUGUACUAUGUGGCUGAGAGUUUCAAUGAUGCCAAGGAGAAAGUGAGAAACUUUGCUGCUACGAUCCCACGGCCCUUCUCUGUGCGUUAUGAUCCGUACACCCAGCGGAUUGAGGUCCUGGACAACACCCAGCAGCUGAAGAUUCUGGCUGACUCCAUCAACAGUGAAGUUGAAAUCCUUUGCAGUGCCCUCCAGAAAAUAAAGUAAAGUCAUGGAAAACCAACUACUUUCAUCUGAGAAAGUCUGAAAGACAACCUUAAUUGGAAACGACAGUCUUAAAUCCUUUCUGGAACUAGAUGGAGGAUCAGCAAAUAAAAGAACCUGAAAUGACAUCUUAAUAAUAAAUACCCAAAACCAAAAUGUUGGAUUUUUGGGGGUCAUAUUUGAUUUUGAGGUGAUAAUCUCCUAUUUUCAAUUGACUUAAAUGCAACAAUCUAUCACACUUCAUCUCGGUUAAUUAAAAUCUGGGAUCUGCUUCAUUCAAGCUUCAAAAUGCUUUUGUUAUUUACGAUAGAGAAUUACUGUAGGAGUGAGUAUAUAUCACUCAAUGCAAAACAAUCUUGUUAUUACAAUUAAAUUUUGGGGUUUCAUAUGGAUCUUAACCUACAAAGGCCAUUUUCUAUUUCUGCUAACUGUAAUUCUGUUCUUUUGUCUAUGUAGAUUUCUUUAAUUCAGGAGCCUGUUAAAAUUUCUAUAAACAUUAAAGUUCAUGGUAUAAUACUGAAACAUUUUUGUAUGUUUUAUUAUAAUCAUAAAUGCUGCUGUGGAGACCAAUAAAUUCUCCACCUGAGUUGUCCAACUUCCAGUGUCAUUUAUCAAUUAAUUUGUUAGAUCUGUUUUGGGACAUGUUAUAAAGACACUUAGGGUGAAAUAGAUAUUAACCAAAGGCCUGAUUGAGAGAUAUCCAGUAAAUAGUCAUUGAAUUAAGGACUACAUUAUUACUGAGAAAAUCCUCA